GUCGCAGUACCACAAUCAAACUUCACAUAAAAUAAGGUCAUAGUAUCAACAAGUGCUUUAGGAUCCAAAUAACAAGAUACCGAUACUCUGGUGAUAAUAGUAAUUUAGAAACAUGGUCCAAGCUUGGUACAUGGAUAAUGCAGGAAGCAAUGAGAAGGCAGAGAACCACAAAAAUCCUCCAGAAUUUGUGAGCCUGCAAGAAUUAUUUAAGAAAACAGGAGUGGAAUAUUACAAAUUAAACCUUGCCUCUCUAGACUCUGACGGCAUCCUGGAAAAACUGAAAACCCAAAGAGGCUACACCUAUGAAGACCAAGUAACAAUUAGACCGACUCCAGACAAGUUAGAAGAAUUUGAGAAAAAACUAAAAAUAUUUUACACUGAACAUUUGCAUACAGACGAAGAAAUUCGCCUUUGUGUCGAGGGGGCUGGUUAUUUUGAUGUCAGAGACAAAGGAGAUGAUUGGAUUAGAGUACGAGUGGAUCCUGGAGAUUUGCUAAUUAUACCCGCCGGUAUUUAUCAUCGAUUUACUGUUGAUGACAACAAAUAUAUUGUUGCUAAAAGAUUCUUUGUCGGUGAACCAGUAUGGACACCUCAUAACCGACCCGCAGAUGAAAUAGAGGCCCGGAAAGAUUACAUUGAUAAGCUGCAAAAUGGAAAAUUUGUCAUAGCUAAUUAAGACAUUUUAAUUUUUAAUUAUUGUUGUAUCGAAUGUAAUGAUGUUAUGUAUAUA
Molecule: messenger RNA, 730 nt
Organism: Ceutorhynchus assimilis (cabbage seed weevil)
Lineage: Eukaryota; Metazoa; Arthropoda; Insecta; Coleoptera; Curculionidae
Source: the annotation of a GenBank genome assembly